This is a messenger RNA of Penicillium manginii, 900 nucleotides long. Its product is annotated as enoyl-CoA hydratase/isomerase family protein. The transcript has 4 exons. Bases 1 to 900 code for a protein of 299 amino acids. The record is from RefSeq and is a predicted model, not a curated record. Lineage: Eukaryota; Fungi; Ascomycota; Eurotiomycetes; Eurotiales; Aspergillaceae.
AUGAUCUUCGAUCCCAGCCCCCUGGAGCUCCCAGACUCAUACGAAAAGGUUCCUACAACGGGCCAUGUCGCUUUUUCCCACCACCCACAGGGCUCGCCCACAGUGACCCCUGUUGUGGUUGUCACGCUGAACCGUCCAGCCAACCACAAUGCCUUCACCAGCCAAAUGGUCCACGAUUUCGAGAAGUUCUUCCCCAUGUUCGACGUCGAUGAGCGUGUCAAGGUCAUCGUGCUCACAGGGGCCGGCAAGACAUUCUGUGCUGGAGCGGAUCUGGACAUUGGCUUCAACAACCAUGUCGAGAAACGGCCUGCUACCGACCACCGCGACGGUGGUGGACGUGUCGUCCUCGCUAUCCAUCGCUGCCGUAAACCGACUAUUGCAGCCAUGCAAGGCUCCGCCGUGGGCGUGGGCAUGACCAUGACGCUUCCUGCAAUGAUUCGCAUUGCGUAUGAAAAGGGUAAAUACGGCUUCGUCUUCGGACGUCGCGGUAUCGUUCUGGAAUCCUGCUCCUCAUACUUCCUCCCACGGUUGAUCGGCUUCUCCAACGCGAAUUACCUCGUCGGCACCGGCUCUGUUUUCCCUCCUACUUCCAAGCAUUUUGGCGAUCUGUUCAAUGAAACCUUGCCAGAUCCAUCCAAAGUCCUGCCUCGCGCGUUGGAGUUGGCUACUGAGCUUGCGGAGAACGUCAGCCCGGCUUCGUCGUAUCUCAAUCGUGCUCUUAUGUGGCGGAAUCCGGGCACGCCUGAAGAGGCUCAUCUGGUUGAAUCUCAUAUUCUUCAUCACACCUUUGCUUCUGAUGAUCAAAAGGAAGGUGUUGGCGCAUUCUUCGAGAAGCGCAAGCCAAACUUCCGAGCCAAUCUGGAUGAUAACCCCCCCAUCUCACCUGCCCUGGUGGACUGA